GACUGCUGCAGCAAUGGCAUCUGAAGAAAAGAAGGAGCGACCAGUAAGCAUGAUAUGUGAAGCAACUAACUAUAAUCUGACAUCAGAUUAUGCUGCUCAUCCAAUGAGCCCUGUGGGCAGAACAUCACGAUCUUCAAAGAAGGUUCAUAAUUUUGGGAAGAGGUCGAACUCCAUAAAGAGAAAUCCUAAUGCACCAGUUGUCAGACGAGGCUGGCUCUACAAACAGGACAGCACGGGCAUGAAGCUCUGGAAGAAGAGGUGGUUUGUGCUCUCAGAUCUCUGUCUCUUCUAUUACAGAGAUGAGAAAGAAGAAGGAAUCCUGGGGAGCAUCCUCCUGCCUAGCUUCCAGAUAUCUGUGCUGUCUGCUGAGGACCACAUUAAUCGAAAAUACGCCUUUAAGGCAGCUCAUCCAAACAUGAGGACCUAUUAUUUCUGCACAGAUACAGGGAAGGAAAUGGAGCUGUGGAUGAAAGCCAUGAUAGAUGCAGCACUUGUGCAAACAGAGCCUGUGAAAAGAAUAGAGAAGUUCACUGUUGAAAACACGUCACCCGGAGAGGCAAACAGUAUUGCGAACCAUCGGGUGCUAAUUAAACCAGAGGCACUAAACAACCAGAAAAACAGAGAAGUGAACAAAAACGAGGAGAAGAAAGCUCUGGAAGCUGAAAGAUACGGAUUCCAGAAAACGGGCCAAGACAAACCGUUAACAAAAAUCAGCGGCGCGAAGCUGAAGCCUUCGGGGUGCGAGUCCGGGCCCCCGGCCACGAGCACGGUUGCAGGUGGGCACCGGAGAGCGGCGCAGGCCAACGGAGCGGAGAGCGCGGCCGGGGACGCGGCGCGGCGCGGCGCGGAGUGCCAGAGGGUCGUGCACAGGACAAACUCCAUGCUGCAGCUGGAGCGCUGGGUCCAGGUCCAGAGGGGGAGAGGACAGGACGAGGAGACGGGAGGCAUCAUCUCCUACCAGACCCUGCCGAGGAACAUGCCGAGCCAUCGAGCCCAGGUGCUGCCCCGGUACCCAGAAGGGUACAGGACCCUGCCGAGGAACAGCAAGGCACGGCCCGACAGCCUGUGCGGCGCGGAGGACAAGCGGCGCUCCGUGCGCGACGACACCAUGUGGCAGCUCUACGAGUGGCAGCAGCGCCAGUUCUACAGCAGGCAGGGCACCCUGAGCAGGCACGGCGCCCUGAGCAGCCCCAAGACCGUGGUGAACGUCUGCGAGCAGCCCGCGCCCCCCAUGCCCGCGUCCCCCUCGCACGGCUCCCUGGCGGGGCUCCAGGCGUUCUCCCCGCAGCGCGCCUACCGCUCGGAGCUGUCGUCGCCGGUGCAGAGGGGAGACGGGACCGUGGAGCGCAGGCACAGGGCGCACCACGCCAAGCAUGUCUUUGUGCCUGACAGAAGGUCGAUGCCAGCAGGUCUGACUUUACAGCCUGUUUCUCCUCAGAGCCUCCAGGGCAAAACACCGGAGGAGCUGACCCUGCUGCUCAUAAAGCUGAGACGGCAGCAGGCAGAGCUGAGCAGUAUCCGGGAGCACACACUAGCACAGCUCAUGCAGCUAAAGCUUGAGGCCAGCAGCCCAAAGAAUGAGAUUCUUUCACAUCACCUUCAAAGGAAUGCCAUAUAUUUGGAUCACCAGAUGAAAGAGAAUGAACCUUUAAUCACCAUGGUUCACACUAUGAUUGAGAACUCGGCGCUAAGACCACAACUGUACCAUCAAUUAACACAAGAAGAAUGUAGGGGUACACUAUACAAAUAUAGAACUGAAGAGCUGGACAUUGAUGCUAAGCUGAGCCGUUUAUGUGAACAGGAUAAAGUUGUGCAAGCACUGGAGGAGAAGCUUCAACAGCUACACAAGGAGAAAUACACGCUUGAGCAAGCCUUGCUCUCAGCCAGCCAGGAGAUAGAAAUGAAUGCAGAUAAGCCAGCAGCCAUCCAGAAUGUGGUGCUCCAGAGGGAUGACCUGCAGAAUGGACUGCUCAGCACCUGCCGGGAGGUGUCCCGAGCCACUGCAGAACUGGAAAGAGCUUGGAGAGAAUAUGAUAAAUUGGAGUAUGAUGUGACUGUAACAAGGAACCACAUGCAGGAGCAGCUCGAUCGUCUUGGAGAAAUUCAGACUGAAUCAGCAGGGAUACAGCGUGCUCAGAUUCAGAAGGAGCUGUGGAGAAUUCAGGAUGUCAUGGAGGGUUUACUUAAACAUAAACAGCAGAGAAGCUCUUCUGAGGCAGGCAUCAUGGUAUCAAGGACAUUUUCUUCUAUUAAAUAUAAAAAUGAGGAAGAGGAAGUAGUCCCACCUCGUCCUCCACUCCCUCGGUCCUAUGACUUUACAGAGCAUCCUCCCAUAAUCCCCCCUCUGCCCAGUGAUAGCAGCUCCUUGCUCUGUUAUAGCAGGGGCCCAGUACAUCUGACAGAAGAAAAGAAGAUGUACCAAGUGCAAGGAUAUCACAGAAAUGGAUCCUACUGUGGUCCUGAUUACAGGCUUUAUAAGAGCGAGCCCGAGCUAACUACAGUAGCAGAAGUGGAUGAGUCUAAUGGUGAAGAAAAAACAGAGCCAAUUUCAGAAUCGGAAUCUUCUGCCAAAGGCUCACAUUUCCCUGUGGGAGUUGUUCCACCCAGGACCAAAUCCCCAACGCCAGAGUCCUCAACAAUAGCAUCCUAUGUCACUUUGAGGAAGAGCAAGAAGAUAGAUCUGAGAACGGAAAGACCAAGGAGUGCAGUGGAGCAGCUGUGCCUUGCAGAAGGCUCACGGCCUCGGAUGACAGUGGAGGAGCAGAUGGAGAGAAUCAAGAGACACCAGCAGGCUUGUCUGAGAGAGAAGAGGAGAGUUCUCAAUAUCAUUGGAGUUUCAGAGCAGUCUCCUUCCCAGAGCUUCUCCUCUGUCAGGGAUCAUCCAUUCACAUUGGCACAGAAUCGGAAAAAGGAUGAGGCAGUGUCUGACAACAUGAAGGAGUUUGAGAGCACCAGUAGAGAAAAUAAUUUGAAACAAAAUAAUGGAAGUCCUGGAGAAGAAAUAGCACAGCUACAAAAUGAUGGAGAUCAAGAGCAUAAUUCAAGUUUUACUGAAGAGCUGUCAAAAACUGAUGAUCUUUUAUCAGAUGCACAUGUUGUAUCUGACUCAAAAGAAGUGAGUGAUGAAGAGAAAGCAGAAAAGAAAAAUAAAUUCGAAGAAACACAUGAUGGUGAUAUAAGCUUGCAGAGUGUAACCACAGUUGCAAACCACAAACCCAAAACCAGCUCAGAAGAAAGUGAAAUACUUAGUGUUCAAGAACAAGAAGGGAUUGUGUCUUCAUUUGAAUUAGCAGCACAGUCUUCAAAAGGAAAUCAGGCAGCAGCAGUGAAAAGUUUGCCUUCUUCACCAGAAUCGUCCUUGUCACCAGCUCCAUCCACACAGACACAGCUCACAGAAGGAUCACAUUUCAUGUGUGUAUAG
Cinclus cinclus is the source of this 3421-nucleotide messenger RNA. RefSeq names its product pleckstrin homology domain-containing family A member 5-like. Gene Ontology annotation, molecular function: phosphatidylinositol-3-phosphate binding; phosphatidylinositol-4-phosphate binding; phosphatidylinositol-5-phosphate binding. NCBI's taxonomy places the organism in Eukaryota, Metazoa, Chordata, Aves, Passeriformes, Cinclidae. The transcript has 25 exons. Gene Ontology annotation, cellular component: cytosol. The coding region runs from base 14 to 3421 and encodes 1135 amino acids. The record is from RefSeq and is a predicted model, not a curated record.